This is a messenger RNA of Pipra filicauda (Wire-tailed manakin), 1223 nucleotides long. RefSeq names its product testis-specific serine/threonine-protein kinase 2-like. The record is from RefSeq and is a predicted model, not a curated record. Gene Ontology annotation, cellular component: cytoplasm. Lineage: Eukaryota; Metazoa; Chordata; Aves; Passeriformes; Pipridae. The transcript has a single exon. Gene Ontology annotation, molecular function: protein serine/threonine kinase activity; ATP binding; tau-protein kinase activity. Gene Ontology annotation, biological process: microtubule cytoskeleton organization; intracellular signal transduction; protein phosphorylation. Bases 167 to 1168 code for a protein of 333 amino acids.
CCUGGGGUGACUGUCCAUGAGAUCACCCGGUGACCAGCGCUGGGGUGACAGCCCAAACUCCUGCCACACCAGUGCUGCAAACAGCCACCUGGGGCCACUGGCCACCGGCCACCGCACAUGAGGCACGGCGGCUCCCGCUGGGGCAGCUCCCUGAGUCUACCCCACCAUGGAUGCUGUGGUGCUUAAAAAGAGGGGCUACAGCCUGGGCAGCACACUAGGGGAAGGCUCCUACGGCAAAGUGAAGUGUGCCUACAGCCACCACCUGAACCGCAAAGUGGCCAUCAAGAUCAUCAACAAGAAGAAAAUUUCUCCGAACGUCCUGGAAAAGUUUCUCCCCAGGGAAAUGGAGGCUUUGAAACGGUUGCACCACCCCUCGAUCAUCGAGACGUUCGAGAUUUUUGAGACAUCAGUCGGGAAAGUGUACAUCGUGAUGGAGCUGGGGGAAAGGGGAAGCCUCCUGACCUACCUCAGCAUCAAGGGACCGAUGGAAGAGGGCAUCGCUCGCGUCAAGUUCCAGCAGUUGGCUUCUGCCGUCAAGCAUUGCCACGACUCGGACUUUGCCCACAGGGACCUGAAGUGUGACAACAUCCUUCUCGACAAUGAUCUUAACUUCAAGCUGACAGACUUUGGGUUUUCAAAACCCUUGUCUCGGGACGAAAAUGGAAAAACCAUUCUCAGCAACACUUUCUGCGGGUCUCUGGCGUACUCAGCGCCUGAACUGCUUGAGCACAUUCCUUGUGACCCCAGGAUUUCUGACAUGUGGAGCCUGGGCAUCAUCCUGUAUGCAAUGCUCUAUGCUUCACAGCCUUUUGAUAGCUCUAAUGUCAAGGAAAUGCUCCAGAUUCAGAAACAACAAAAGAUUCCCUUCCUCAAGACAAAACGCCUGUCUGUGGACUGCAAGGACCUCAUUUCUCAGCUGCUCCAACCUGAUGUGUCUAAGAGACUGUGCAUAGAUGAGGUUUUGCAACAUCCCUGGUUGCAGACUCCAAACCCCAUACCCUCUAAUCCUUUGCUAGCUGCAGGAGAGGGCAAUCCCAAAGACUGUGCAAGAAAAAACCUGACCAAAGGCAGAAGGGCCACUCCCAUUCUGCGCAAGUGUAAGGAGUGGAGGAGGAAAUCGGAUCCUCUCAAGGGUGGUUUGUUUCAACAAGACCACAAAGUUGCCUAACUUGUGAACUGCAUUAGUUGAAACUGAAAUUAAAGGGAACCUGUCUAAAAUUCUG